Messenger RNA from Desarmillaria tabescens, 1065 nucleotides. RefSeq lists its product as uncharacterized. The coding region runs from base 299 to 916 and encodes 205 amino acids. The record is from RefSeq and is a predicted model, not a curated record. NCBI's taxonomy places the organism in Eukaryota, Fungi, Basidiomycota, Agaricomycetes, Agaricales, Physalacriaceae. The transcript has a single exon.
CAAGCCGAUGUACAACUCUCUUUCUGGCGUCCAUGUCGUUCCUACUUGAAUGCAUUCUUUCUUCUACAUACCGAGGAAGGAAGCAUCAUCGAGUCACCGAAUCGCACCAAAUAUCUCAAAGUUCCUGGGUAUUGCGUAGUAUCAAGUAAAUUUCUCAACCCAUCCGAGGCAAACUACUCGUGUCCAAAUGGAAGGACCAGUACAUUAACGACCUGAUCCAGCAGCUGGAAGUGUACUCGUGGAUAUCGCCGACCUGUUUUUUUGUCCCUUGUGCGAGGAGUGUUUUCUGGGAUCCACUAUGCUCCUACAACAAGAUUUUCCUCCUCGAAUUCGACAACGCCUCCCGCGCAAUAGCAAGCUGAUCGCGGACCCUGUGCGUGGCCAUCGCAACUCAUUUCACACAAGGGCCCGACAUCACCGCCGCCGCUCGACUCGCGCAAAAACGCCUCCCUCAAGAAAUCACCACCACACCGUCCUUUGCCCGCUCCAGCAAGAAAGGCCUCCCCGAAAUCCAUCGGCUCCUCGAGAAACCCAUAGCCGUGGUUCCCCCAGACUCCUCGGUGCUAUCCCCCGUCCUCGCGCACCCCGCAUGAGCGCAUCGAACAUGCCCCGAGAAACCAUCCAUCAAACGCUUCCUCGACUGGCAGGGCGCCAGCAUCGCUCCCCCCAUGCAAGCCUCCAUACCAGCCAUACCAGCACUUCUUGUUUACACCAAUGGCGUCUUCGAACUCGACUCCGAGGGACACAUCCCACUUUCUCUGAAAGACAUCGACGAGCGGCCCCCAGACGAGCAGGAAUACCUUCGACUCCAUCACAAGUUGCUCUCCCGGUAUCGGUCCUAUCUAACCUAGAUGGAGAAGCUCGUACCCGUCUAUGCUGGUGCACGGCGCCUCCCGCAUCAGGAACCUUCCCCUAGCCCUUCUCCGGUGUUGAGCUGACGGUCCGGGAUGUGCUUACCAAGAUAUCAGAUGCUGAGCUCAUCCCAGCGUUCCUUUUCCGAGUGGGUUUCUCGUCAGCAGAACGUGAAGCCCACUAUGAGGUGAGGUGAGGUGCGGGGCGCAGUAU